Molecule: messenger RNA, 1688 nt
Organism: Silurus meridionalis
Lineage: Eukaryota; Metazoa; Chordata; Actinopteri; Siluriformes; Siluridae
Gene: slc35a1
Product: solute carrier family 35 member A1
Exons: 8
Coding region: 168-1187 (339 amino acids)
Biological process (GO): pyrimidine nucleotide-sugar transmembrane transport
Cellular component (GO): Golgi membrane
Molecular function (GO): pyrimidine nucleotide-sugar transmembrane transporter activity
Source: RefSeq, a predicted model, not a curated record
UUGAAAAUGUCUCGGUUCAUCCCGGAAGUGGUGUGUGAUGGGGCUCCACCUCAGGUGUUUGAAAUGAAGCGAUUGCUCUAGACAGGAGGAGAUUUUCCUGAUCCUCCUGGUGCUGAUCUUCCUGCUCCUGAUCUUCUUUUAUAACACGUCAUCACAAACUCAAACACAUGGCGGGAGAAAGCGCAAGUGUAUUGUUUAAGGUGUAUUGUUUGGUGGUGAUGACGCUGGUUGCUGCAGCGUACACGGUGGCGUUGCGUUACACUCGCACGGUGCAGACGGAUCUGUAUUUCUCCACCACCGCCGUCUGUCUCACCGAGAUCAUCAAACUGCUCCUCACCCUGGUCCUGCUCGUCCGUGAGACAGGUGGAUUGAGCAGGUGUAAGGGUGUGAUUGUAGAGCAGGUGUUGAACCCUGUGGAGAUGCUGAAGCUCAGUGUGCCAUCUGUAGUUUAUGCUGUCCAGAACAACAUGGCCUUCCUCGCUCUCAGUAACCUGGACGCAGCUGUCUUUCAGGUAACGUAUCAGCUGAAGAUCCCGUGUACGGCUCUGUGCACCGUGCUGAUGCUGAACCGUUCUCUCAGCCACAUGCAGUGGUUCUCCGUCUCCAUGCUGUGUGUGGGAGUUAUCCUGGUCCAGUGGAAACCUGCUGAGCUCACAAAGGUCCAGAUGGAGCAGAACCCCAUCCUGGGCUUUGUGGCCAUCGCCAUCGCGGUUAUCUGUUCUGGAUUUGCAGGUGUGUAUUUUGAGAAGGUGUUGAAGAGCUCCUCGACAUCUCUGUGGGUGAGGAACAUCCAGAUGUACCUGUCAGGAAUCGCCAUCACGCUGCUGGGUGUGUACGUGACGGACGGAGCGCAGGUGAUGGAGAAAGGCUUCUUCUUUGGAUACACACCGUGGGUCUGUUUCGUCAUCUUCCUCGCCAGUGUCGGAGGUCUCUACACGUCAGUGGUGGUGAAAUACACAGAUAAUAUAAUGAAGGGUUUUUCGGCGGCGGCGGCGAUCGUCCUCUCCACCAUCGCCUCGGUCCUGCUGUUCGGUCUGCAGCUCACUGUGACGUUCCUGAGCGGCGCUCUGCUCGUCUGCGUCUCCAUCUACCUGUACGGUUUACCCAAACAGGACACCAGCACGCUAAGCAGAGCUAGCGAUCCCGGCAGCGCCAGCAAAGAGAAGCUGCUCAUCGCCUCGGCGUGAAGACGCCAGUGUAGUGUCCUUAAAACACUGCUCCAUUCACUCCGCCUCCUUUUCCUGCUGGAGGCGGAGCCUAGCCUGGACAGAACCAGAGGAAACUUGUUUAUAUUACCUUAAAGGGGUUCAAUCAAUGUUUGUCCUUUUUUUUUUUUUUUUUUUAAUUUACUUUCAUCCCUCCUUCCCUGCAGCAAAGGAAGUGCACUCAAACUGCUCCCUACCCCCUAGACAGUGUUGGACACUAACCUGCUGCAGUGCAUUGUGGGAUGUCGGAAGUGGGCUGGAAUUUCAGUGUAAUUUUAUAGGAGUUUUAUGGUGUAGAAAUCAGCUGUGAAUUCAUUUACAUAUUGACUGCAGUCUUGUGAAUGUGAUUUACCCCUCGUUUAUUCACACACACACACACACACACACACACAGCAGUACUGAUUAGCAGUUCAGUUAUAACAGUGUGUAUGAUGUUGGCAGUAACAGAUUAUUGGUGUAAAAUAAAUCAUGGUGGCAUCAGGA